AUGUUGACCUCGUCCGUGGCAGUGCUCCCGCCCGCGCUCUCCUCUUUCCCUCUCCACUCUCGCGCUCGGACUAGACCUCUCGUCCCAAAAUUUCCUCGAGAGAAAUUUCCCCGAGCUCUCGGAAAACGAUUACCGUCGGCAGGGCCAAUUCAGAGCGGGCACUCGGGCAGAACAUAUCGCAUAGGCCCCCUCCCUGGACUCAUGACACUUAUAGACCGGCUUGCUGGCCGAAUUCUCCUCACUUCUGUCUUCUAUCAGGAAUGCGCCCAGCUUCCCGCCCGCAACCAACCCCCUCCCCCUCCGUCCCCUUCCCUUCCUUCUCCGCUCUCCUCUCUCCUCUCUGCUCCCACAGUGGCUGGCUGGCUGGCAACUCUCCUCACCUCACCGCAACAACCCUUUCCUUGCCUGCCUGCCUGCCUGCCUUCCUCCUCUCUGCUCCUGCCUUCCUUCCUGCGGCCUCCCGGCUCCGGCCUCAAACAUUUAGGCGAGCGUGAUGAUUCGGGCGGGCAGCAGCAGGCAGCAGCGGAAACAAAAGCGAUUGUGCUGCAGAGUCUGUCAUCUUGCUGGAUCUCUCUCCUUCUUCCAUCCCCGGCUCGCGCAACGCCCUCCUCUCGCAGGUACACGCUCCGGCCGCAGCCAGCGCUCCCCGUCUCUCCUCUUCCUCUUCUGUCUUCUUCUUCACCUUCAUCAUCCCCAUCGUCACCCGUCCCGCUCCCCACCCUCCACCCUCAAAUCUCAACGUCAAACCAAAAAUUCUCUUCCCCCCGUCCCAUUCCCAGCUCCCAGCUCCCAGCUCCCAGCUCGAGCGAGCAGCAGCAGAGGGAAAAAAGAGGGACAGGCGAGCUCCGCUCCGCUACGCUAAGAUCCUACGCCGGGACCAAUAAUUCCUCCGCUGGCUCUUUCGCGGAUCUCUCUGCUCCUCCCACUCCUUUCCCCCCUCCGUCGCGUGGCCAUCAAGAACAACAAGCCAGGCCUGCCUGCCUGCCUGCCAUCAAGCGGGCGAGGCCCACAGAGAGAGAGCCAUGGAGAGAGAGAGGGCCGGGGGGGGAGAGAACAAACGAGGCGCAGGAGAGGGACCGAUGGUCAAAGACGAGGGGCGAGCGAGCGACGAUCGUUCUCCAUCGCCCGCCCUUCGCUCGGUCAACUUCACCGGCGGGCCAACGUCGUCGGCUCCCGUGCCCCCGUUUGCAUCCGGGCACUUGCGACCGCUCGAUUUCCCAUCCGACGCCGAGCUGCCAGAUACGGACAUUCGAUAGUGUCACUACUACAAGCACCACUCUAGCAUCGCAUCACAUGCCCGGCCGCUGA
Messenger RNA from Marchantia polymorpha subsp. ruderalis, 1308 nucleotides. The record is from the annotation of a GenBank genome assembly. NCBI's taxonomy places the organism in Eukaryota, Viridiplantae, Streptophyta, Marchantiopsida, Marchantiales, Marchantiaceae.